CAAUGAAACAUUGGAUUUGGCAGUAAGACAGUAAAACAGUAAGUGCAUAAUUUAUUUAUGCAUGCUGAGAACUCACAACAUUGACAUACUCUGAUUGUAGGAAUAUCGUUGGAAUAAUGAAUUAGAAUUCAAUUUCCUUAUGUUUGCGAAAACAGGCCUGUAUAUUUAAAAAAAAAAGAAGCUUUUUAUAUACAGUGCAUGACCAUUUUUUCCCUUACAUACUGUAGGCAUCAUAAACAUAUCAGAUGGGUGAAAUUUGUGCUAUUUGCUAAUUCCUCAAGAACUGUAAAUCAGUUGACCUGCUGGUUGCUCCUCUGUGAUGACGUGUGUGUGUGUGUGUGUGAGAGAGAGAGCAGGAUUAGGUCUUAGAUGACAGGAUUAGAAUGUUCCACACCCUACUGAGGAUCCUCAAAUAGCUUGUGAGAGUGUCAGCAUCUCAUUUAUCUUGGUGUGGUUAGUCAUUUUCAACCGAUUUUCUGUGGUCCACCACACUGGCUGUCUUCCUGUAUGAUCUGAAAGAAGUUUAGUUGUCAUCUUACAGACAUGGCUGAUGUGUUGAGGAGUCUGAACCUGCUGGAAACACUAAAGGAGUCCAUCGAGAAGAACAACAUAUCGGAUAUAAAAGAUGCCAUGGAGGACAUGCUGAUCAGCAGAUUAAACAUUGCAAUCGCUGGGGACAGAAAUGCAGAAAAAGCCACUUUUAUCAACUCACUUCGAGGGCUGAGCCAAGAAGAUGAAGGCGCAGCCCGCUCUCCAUCAUCUGCCGCCCCAGCGGAACUAGCCGUAUUCCCGAACCCCAUACAUCCUGACUUUCGCCUCUGGGAUCUACCAUCCAUCUCUAGUGAUCCCACUUUUGAGGCCGAGGAUUAUAUAGAUCGUUUCAAAGUUAUGCGGUACAACGCCAUCAUUAUCACAUUCACAGAGAGUCCUAGUGUUAACAGUGUGGCAGUGUGGAGGGAAGUUAGGUCACUGCAGAAAGAGACAGUUUACUUUGUCUUAUUAGCAUCGGUGAAGGAUACCGAGAAAACGCUGGAGGUGAAGAAAGCGAAAAGUUUAGAAGUGCUCAAGGCAGAAGGUGUUCCUCUGCCCAAGGUGUUCCUGGUACAACCUACCGCUUUGGAGAAGCUGGACUUUCUAAAGUUUUUAGAGGUCAUGCGAGGUGACCUUCCAGAGAUUAGGGCGCAUGCUCUUCUUCUGGCACUUCCAACGUUUUCUAAUUCCUUGGUCACUCAGAAGAAAGAUGCCUUCAAGGCAUUGGUGUGGGCUGCUGCCUCAUUAUCCGGUGGCAUUUCUGCCAUUCCCGUACCUCUGGUGGCCUCCAUGGUGGACGCUACGGUGGCCGUACGGAUUUUGACGAAGGCUCAGAUCUCACUUUGCCUGGAUGACGAGUCUCUGCAGCGACUGGCGAGGCAGCGGGGUCUCGACCCAGCCAGGCUGAAGGCCCUGCGGACCUGCGCUCUCUCUGUGGAGGUCAGCAAGAGUGAAGUUAAAAGACGGCUUGCAGAGGCCGAGAAAGACACCAGUACUGCAACCACCAGACUUGUGGAGCUAGCCAUGCCGAGACAGGCCAGAUCCGUCAGCCGAUCUUUCACCGUUAUGCUGCAGGCGCUCAAUACUGCUAUUGAUGAUAUGGGUGCUGAUGCUGAGAAGGUGGUUACUAUGGUAACAGGAGAGGGACAGUAGAUUGAGCAGUACACAAAAUUACAACAUGCACUUUUCAAUCGACUUGGAUUGAUACCUAAAUGGACUAUAGCAUUUCCUUAAACCAAUAAGCAAUAUAUUAAUUAAAGGAUUAGUUCACUUUCGAAUGAAAAUUAGCCCAAGCUUUACUCACCCUCAAGCCAUCCUAGGUGUAUUUGACUUACUUCUUUCUGAUGAACACAAUCUGAGAAAUAUUAAUAAAUAUCCUGACGCAUCUGAGCUUUAUAAUGGCAGUGAGUGGGAUCAACAAGAUCAACAAGAUUUUUUUUACACAAAUGCAUCAUUCGCUUCAGAAGGCCUUAAAGGGUUAGUUCACCCAAAAAUGAAAAUAUUUUUUUACUCACCCUCAUGCCGUUCCACACCCGUAAGACCUUCGUUAAUCUUCGGAACGCCAAUUAAGAUAUUUUGUUGAAAUCCGAUGGCUCAGUGAGGCCUCCAUAGCCAGCAAUGACAUUUCUUCUCUCAA
Ctenopharyngodon idella (grass carp) is the source of this 2167-nucleotide messenger RNA. RefSeq names its product immunity-related GTPase family, q2 (gene irgq2). Gene Ontology annotation, cellular component: membrane. The record is from RefSeq and is a predicted model, not a curated record. The transcript has 2 exons. Gene Ontology annotation, molecular function: GTP binding. NCBI's taxonomy places the organism in Eukaryota, Metazoa, Chordata, Actinopteri, Cypriniformes, Xenocyprididae. Bases 544 to 1683 code for a protein of 379 amino acids.